This is a messenger RNA of Frieseomelitta varia, 671 nucleotides long. RefSeq names its product protein chibby homolog 1 (gene Cby). NCBI's taxonomy places the organism in Eukaryota, Metazoa, Arthropoda, Insecta, Hymenoptera, Apidae. Bases 119 to 511 code for a protein of 130 amino acids. The transcript has 3 exons. The record is from RefSeq and is a predicted model, not a curated record.
ACAAAGUAUAUUUUUAUUAUUGAAACAUUUGAAUUCACACGUUAUUAAAUACAUGUUAAAUAUGUUUUGAAAUUUAACCUUCGCAUGUAAGAAAAUUGUACCGCUGGACAUAUACGCAAUGCCAUUGUUUUCAAAUAAAUUCUCCCCUAAGAAGACUCCUACGAGAAAAGUAGGAGUUUUCUUGGCAAACAAAGAUUUUAGUCCGAAACGUAUAGAGAAAGAACUCGGACCCACUAUUGGUCCUAUACAUUUAAAAUUAGGAGAUCAAGAAGCUGUCUUUGAGUCUGGUUCCUGGAUUCCAGAAUCUGGAAAAAUUGGAAGCACAUACAAAGAAAAUGAGAAAUUAAAAAAGGAAGUAAAGAGAUUAGAGGAUGAAAACAAUCUAUUAAAAUUAAAAUUUGAAGUACUUCUCGAUAUGUUGACACAAGCAACAGCAGAAUAUCAUUCGCAGAAGGAAGAAUUAGAUAAACUAAAACAGAAAUUACCAUAUAACAAAAAUAGAGAAUCUUGAUACAAAAGUACAUUAUCAUAAUUCAUCCUUUCUUUUACAUAUCUUACAUAAUUAUAUAAAUAUGUUCAUAUAACUAGAAUCUUAUGAAUCUCUUAAUAAUCAUUAACAUAUCUAUAUUCAAUAUAUACAUGUAUAUUUAUAAAUUUUAUUGUUGUAUAUA